GCAGUGAAUUGUGGGCAUGGACUCCUCCCACGUGUUUAGAGCAGUCAUGACCCACUCCACAGACUCUCAGAUGCUCUGGACCGGACAGUGACCCGUCCAAGAGCCGCUGUGACACGGCCCAAACCCGGAUGAGAGAGCCGGAGGAGUCCCGUGGGGUGACCAGGUUAGGUCUCUGAGAUCUGCUACCAGCCGUGUGUUCUGGUUUCUGAGUCCGCGCUUGUCAUGAUGGCCAGUGGAGACGAUGAUGACCCUAUUAUAGAAGAGAUCGAUGUGUAUCUCGCCAAAAGCCUCGCAGAAAACCUCUAUCUUCUCCAGUAUCCGGUCAGGCCUUCUACCAUGAACUAUGAUGACGUCAAUCACUUAGCUGCUAAAAUCAAGCCUAAACAGCAGCGGUUGGAGCUGGAGAUGGCUAUGGACACGAUGAGCCCAAACUACUGUCGCAGUAAAGGAGAGCAGAUCGCUUUGAACGUGGACGGCACCACGUACGACGAGAGCAACACCUAUUCUGUGAAAAUGAUGGACAAACAGACCUUCUCCUCCAUCCAGGCCACGACAAACACGUCUCGAUACGCCGCCGCUGUGUUUCGCAAAGGUGAACUUCACAUGACUCCUCUGACUGGAAUCCUUCAGAUGAGACCCAGUUUUUCUUACCUGGACAAAGCCGACAGCAAAACCCGAGAGAGGGAGGCGGAGAAGGAGGGUGGGGAUUCUUCUCAAGAUGAAGCUGAAGAAGAGGCCAAGGCCAUAACGGUGAGGUUUGCUCGCCCUGAGUCGGAGCAGGCGCGGCAGAGGAGGAUCCAGUCCUACGAGUUUCUCCAGAAGAAACAGGCCGAGGAGCCGUGGGUCCACCUGCGUUACCACGGCAUAAAGGAUUCUCGUUCGGAGCAUGAAAAACAGUAUCUGUACUGCCAAUCUGUGGACGCCUUUCAGAACUCAGAGCUGGUCAAAACGCCAAAGGAGUAUCUCUCUAUGUUGAUGCCUCCACAAACAGAAGAGAAAGUAGUGCAGCCAACUGGUCCCAGUAAUGUUCUGUCUAUGGCACAGCUCAGGACUCUGCCUCUCGCGGAGCAGGUCAAGACCCUCAUGAAGAACGUGAAGCUGAUGCCUUUUGCAAACCUGAUGGGGCUCCUCGCCUCUGGCACAGACUCCACUGCAGUGCUGCGGUGCAUCCAGCAGGUGGCGCUGUUGGUUCAGGGAAACUGGGUCGUGAAAAGUGAUGUUUUAUAUCCCAAAAACAGCUUCAGCGCUCACAGCGGCGUUCCGGCCGAAGUGCUCUGUCGAGGGAGAGACUUUGUGAUGUGGAGAUUUACGCUGGAGCGCUCCAUCAUGAGGAAGGAAGUCGCCGCCAUUAUAAAACUCCCCCCAGAGGACGUGAAGGAGUUCCUGGAGCACGUGGCCGCUCCUCGGGUGAAUCGCGGAUGGGAAUUUCUUCUUCCGACCGACCGCGAGUUCAUAAAGAAGCAUCCGGACAUCGCUCACAGGCAGAACAUGCUGUGGAUGGGGAUUCAGAGCAAGUUGGAAAAAGUAUUUAAUUUUUCAAAAGACGACUUCAUGCCAAAGAACUCCCCUCAACCCGAACCUGUUCAUAUAUCCGGCGAGCAGCGCUUAAAAAUGGCCCAGGAACGCGCUCACUCUAACCAGGCGACGCUAAAGAAGGAGCUAGCCGCUAAAAAAGCCAUGUGCAAAGAGGAACCUAUGGACACAACCCCUCAUCUCUCAAACGGAUCUAUGAACGGGGACUUGGACCAUGCUAACGCUAAUGGUGCUAGCCAUUCGGACCCCUCCUCCUCCUCCCCCGAGCUGACGGACUUUGUGAAGAAGAUAUUUAGGAAGCAUUUUGUAUUGACUCUUUGUGAGUUUAAGAGACUUCUGGGGCUGCACGUGGCAUCGAUCCCGGCGGGUAAAGUGGUGGUACCGUCUAUGUCGGAUCACAUGCUGCAGGACGCCAUCCUUCAGAAUAACUGCAGACAGAUCCCUGUGCCUUUUCCUGCUCAGACGACACUCGCAGCCGACGAGCAGAAGGUCUUUUGUUUGUGGGAUUCAGGAGAGGACUCAGACAAGCUCCGGCGCGUCAUGUUUGAACUCUUCUCUAAAAACUACAGAAUCAAACGGACCAUGUUGCAAACCAAACUGGCUCAGGAGGUCGGAGACGUGCCCAAAACAGACGUAGAUCGACUGCUUAAGGACUGCUGCAUCAGCGCUUCAGGACAGUGGUAUCUCAGAGGGACGUGUCCAUCGUGACACUGAGCCCCCCCCCCCCUCAGACCCCGCCCCCAAAAUCCACCUCAUCAAAUGCACCCUUAAACUGUCCAAUAGGAUGGCAGCACAGAGGCCCCACAGCCAAUCAUGACGCUCCUCCGACUGCGGGUCACCAAAUGGCUGCUUUGGAUGUGGAGUUCCUGUCAUUUCAGCUUUCAGGCAUUUUGAAAUUAAAUGUAGAGAAAUGACAGAAGUUAAUCUCACUAAGAACUGGAGACGAAAUCAGAAGAUAAACGGUUUUGCAGGAUUUAAAAUUUCAAAAUUAAGUUUUUUCAUUAAGACAAUCUCGAUCAGCAACAUCUGACUUCACUAAAAUGAAUUUCCAUCUAUUUUUAAGUCUUCCUGUUAAAAAAAAGUUAAUCUGCAGGUUUGGGUUUAAUUCAUUUAAAAUACGGCACAACUUCAUCUUGUUUGAGUGGCAUUUGAAGCAUAAAGUGCUUAAAAAAAACAAGCAAACUGCCCUUUUGUUAUUGGCAUACUUAAAGCUGCGAUCUUGUUAAAAAAUGAAAAUAAAUUAUUCAGUUAUAAGAAUUGUACCAAAAUGUCACAAAAUUUGAUAAAAUUUGAUAUAGGUUUAUUUUUGCUUUAGUUUUGCUUCUGAGUGAAUUUCAAAGAUUGUGAAAAACUCAAAUUAGAGAUUGUAAGUUCUGGUCUUUUGGGGGCUUUUGUGACGUAUUUUGCUGCUAACACGAAUCUCUUAAAAGUGCCUCUGCCUCAAACGGUGUAAAAAUAUUCAAAGGUUCUGACUAAACUUAGCUGUGACAAAUUCAAAUUUUUCAUUUCUGUAAAAUAUAAAUAAAUCACUGACACAUUA
Periophthalmus magnuspinnatus is the source of this 3073-nucleotide messenger RNA. It is a transcript of the gene polr3e, whose product is annotated as polymerase (RNA) III (DNA directed) polypeptide E. Gene Ontology annotation, cellular component: RNA polymerase III complex; nucleus. Gene Ontology annotation, biological process: DNA-templated transcription. The record is from RefSeq and is a predicted model, not a curated record. The transcript has 21 exons. Lineage: Eukaryota; Metazoa; Chordata; Actinopteri; Gobiiformes; Gobiidae. The coding region runs from base 223 to 2241 and encodes 672 amino acids.